AUGAAGCUGGACUCUCUGGUGCCAGCAGAGAAGAGGACUAUGGACAAACUACUGGACAUUAUGGAUGAUGCCAGUCACCCUCUGCACACGGUCAUCAGUAACCAGAGGAGCCUGUUCAGUGACAGACUGCUCCUUCCCAAGUAUUAUCUGAAGAACCUUCCAGAGGACUCUAAAGAUUACAAAGACAUACAAGCUGCCCUCAGCAUCGUGAAGGAAGUGGCCAACCACGCGAACGACAUCAUGAAACAAGGGGAUAACUUUCAGAAGCUGAUGCAGAUUCAGUACAGCCUCAAUGGGCACCAUGAGAUCGUCCAGCCGGGCAGGGUGUUUCUGAAGGAGGGCACUCUGAUGAAGCUGUCCAGGAAAGUCAUGCAGCCACGGAUGUUUUUCCUGUUUAAUGACGCUCUCAUGUACACCACUCCAGUCCAGUCUGCCCAGUAUAAACUCAACAGUGUCCUCUCGCUGGCUGGGAUGAAGGUGAGUAAGCCCAGCCAGGAGGCCUAUCAGAACGAGCUGAACAUCGAAAGCGUCGAGCGCUCUUUCAUCCUGUCUGCAAGCUCAGCUACCGAGAGAGACGAGUGGCUGGAGGCCAUCGCCAAAGCCAUAGAAGACUACACGAAGAAGAAAAUCACCUUCAUAUCGAGUCGAAGUCAGGAGGAGGCAGAGGGCAUUGUUGACAGCGAGGCCCCGUUAGGUUCAAAGGCUCCCAUCUGGAUCCCGGACCUGAGGGCCACCAUGUGCAUGAUCUGCACCUGCGAGUUCACCCUCACUUGGAGGAGGCACCACUGUCGCGCCUGUGGAAAGGUGGUGUGUCAGGCGUGCUCCACCAACAAAUACUACCUGGAGUACUUAAAGAAUCAACCAGCUCGCGUGUGUGAUCACUGCUUUGCAAAGCUGCAGGAGAACAGUGACCGCUGUGCUUCGACAUCAAUUUCUCCCAUCAAAUCUGGAGCUUUCUCCUUCACCAGAAAACAGAAGAAGAUUCCUGCUGCACUGAAAGAGGUGUCUGCCAGCACAGAGAACUCCUCCAUGAGCGGCUAUCUAAACAGGUCAAAAGGCAACAAGAAGCAGUGGAAGAGGCUGUGGUUUGUCAUAAAGAAUAAAGUCCUGUACACCUACGCUGCCAGCGAGGAUGUGGCGGCGUUGGAGAGCCAACCUUUGCUGGGCUUCUUCCUGAGAGAGGAGAAGAACGGGCCAGCUCAGAAGCUGCAGUUUAAGCUGUAUCACAAAAACACACUGUUUUACAUCUUCAAAGCUGAUGACAUCCCCACAGCGCAGAGGAAGAAGAAAACCUUUUGCGCCCCCCACCACCCCCACUCUGCUGCGCUGAGUUUCCUGAUUGAUGCAGAGGAUUGCAGGGAAUGCAGAGCACCUGGUCAGUGUUCUGCAGGAUUAUUUAAAUCCUGCGUUUCGAGGCCCUGUCCAUCGCUGUCACAGCACCCCUGCUUUCAUCAUGAAGUGUGGAAUUAG
Molecule: messenger RNA, 1470 nt
Organism: Archocentrus centrarchus (flier cichlid)
Lineage: Eukaryota; Metazoa; Chordata; Actinopteri; Cichliformes; Cichlidae
Product: FYVE, RhoGEF and PH domain-containing protein 6-like
Exons: 15
Coding region: 1-1470 (489 amino acids)
Cellular component (GO): cytoplasm
Molecular function (GO): guanyl-nucleotide exchange factor activity; metal ion binding
Source: RefSeq, a predicted model, not a curated record